AGAAUGAAAUCGGACAUGUUUAAUGAAUGCCAUUUUGUAAAAUUUUAAGAAACAUACCUAUUCAGGAAAUACUUCUGACUGUGACAGCCAUCACACAAGCCCAACGAGAUUACUAUGUUGGUUAACAUAGGAGAGAGAGUAGAUUUGACCCCCACAGACAGAAACGAGACCUUGUAGUGUGUGGGAGGAGUUCUCUUGUUUCCAUGGAGACGCGUCCCUUGGCACGAAACUCGCAGUCAAAGAUUGCAGCCACAUUGUCACUGCACUCAAGAAGGCCUACUUUGUAAGUGUUUGGAAAAUGGAUUCGCAAAUCUUAUAAUUUUUUUCCAACCUAUCGAUGGUCGACCUACUUCUGAUAGUGUUUUAUUUCUUUUAAAAACGAUUACUUUUUCAACGACCGCACAUACACAAAGUAUAAUAAUGCGAGAGAGGGAAGACUGUAAACUGCUUUUGCUACCCAAGAACACUGAAACCAAAGAGAAGAGAGCGAAAAAGAAAGAGAAGAAGAAACAGACGAAUGCAUCCAAGAAAAGAGGGCAUUCAAGUACUCCUCAAAAUUCAGAUGAUACAGAGAAACCUCAGCCUCGCACUUCACAGGCCCAGGAGGCUUCACCCCCUCUAGCCACGCCCACGAGCCCCCCCCUGCCUGAAGAAUCCACUGACCAAUCGGUCACGGUCAAAGGUCGUUUGAGACAUGGGGACGGGGCCAGAAGAAGGACAAGGCUACCCAAAGAAGGGAAGACCCCAUCUGAGAUGUCAUCAGUGACGGGAGCUCCAUCUCAGGCUUGUGUGGUGGAGAUCAGUGCCCAGGUAAAGGAGAGCCUUAGGUGGGAAGGAGUUCUGGAGGAUCCCCUGGCAGAAGAGAAGAGGCUGGAGGUGUACAGGGCUAACAGGCGCCAGCGUUACCUGGUCCACAGACAGGCUCUGAUAGCAGGAGCCAAGACUCCUGUUUUAAAUCAGGACUCAAACAGAGAUAAAGAAGACCGCAAUGUUGUGACUUAGCCUUUACAGGACCAAUAGCAUAAUUAAGAAAAUAGAUAUUCAUUGUUUUACAGCUUUCUAAUUUUGUUAAAUUCAUGUGAUAAAGAAAUAAACUGCGAUA
Osmerus eperlanus (European smelt) is the source of this 1102-nucleotide messenger RNA. It is a transcript of the gene liat1, whose product is annotated as ligand of ATE1. Gene Ontology annotation, biological process: protein arginylation. Lineage: Eukaryota; Metazoa; Chordata; Actinopteri; Osmeriformes; Osmeridae. The coding region runs from base 421 to 1002 and encodes 193 amino acids. The record is from RefSeq and is a predicted model, not a curated record. The transcript has 2 exons.